AUGGCAAUGAGGUACUCCAAUGACGGGUUUCUUGGCCUUUUUGCUUUGACCAUCAUAUCCAUCUUCAUUCUCGGCUCUUCAACAUCAUCCUACACAUUUCGCGUUGGUGGCAAAGACGGUUGGGUCAUCAACCCUUCAGAAGACUACAUUCACUGGCCACAGAGGAACAGGUUUCACGUCAACGACUCUCUCUAUUUCAAGUACAAGAAAGGGUCUGAUUCGGUUUUGGUGGUAAACAAGGAUGAUUACGAUUCAUGCAACUCCAACAACCCCAUACAAAAGAUGGACGAGGGUGAUUCAUUAUUCACUUUAGACAAACCAGGACCUUUUUUCUUCAUCAGUGGCAACCUUGAAAACUGCCAAAGUGGUCAAAAGCUAAUCGUUGUCGUUUUGGCCAAUACACACGAACAUAGUCAGCCCCCUUCUCAGCCGGAAGCUGAGGCACCUAUAGCAAAUAGGCCGUCAGGCCCAAAUUCUCCGGUGGCAUCUCCGCCCAAACAUUCGGGUUCUACGAGCGUACGAGGUUUAAGGGUUGCAUUGGUGUCGCUUUCGGUGUUAGUGUUGAGGACUUGGGGUGGGUUUGCUCUUCAGCAAGUUGGCCUAGUUUGAUUGCUAUUGGUCCUUUCUGGUAGAUUUUGGAUCCAUUUGGUUUCUGGAGACUUUUGUUUGGGCCUCUGAACUUUGAUUAGUUUGUUGCCGUUUGCGUUUUGGUGUAUUAACUUUGUCUCUCUCUUUCUUUUUUUUUGUCGCUCUAGUUCAAUGGUGAUGCCCCUUAAACCUUUUU
Messenger RNA from Glycine soja, 784 nucleotides. RefSeq names its product early nodulin-like protein 2. Gene Ontology annotation, cellular component: plasma membrane. Gene Ontology annotation, molecular function: electron transfer activity. The record is from RefSeq and is a predicted model, not a curated record. Bases 1 to 609 code for a protein of 202 amino acids. NCBI's taxonomy places the organism in Eukaryota, Viridiplantae, Streptophyta, Magnoliopsida, Fabales, Fabaceae. The transcript is spliced from 2 exons.